GUCGGCGGGACCCGCGGGCCAUGUACGGCGACAUAUUCAACGCCACGGGCGGCCCCGAGGCGGCGGUAGGCAGCGCGCUGGCCCCAGGAGCCACGGUCAAGGCAGAAGGCGCUUUGCCGCUGGAGCUGGCCACUGCGCGCGGUAUGAGGGACGGCGCGGCCACAAAGCCCGACUUGCCCACCUACCUGCUGCUCUUCUUCCUGCUGCUGCUCUCGGUGGCGCUCGUCGUCCUCUUCAUCGGUUGCCAGCUGCGCCAUUCGGCCUUCGCCGCGCUGCCCCACGACCGCUCGCUGCGCGACGCCCGCGCGCCCUGGAAGACGCGGCCGGUGUAGCCAGGGACUGAGCCACGGUCGCCGGACGCCCCGUCCCGACCUAGCCAAUAGCAGCCAGCUUAAGCCUGGUAGGGAGGGCAUAACGCCGGGGAUCGCUGGCCCCUGGGAACACUGCGCCCUGACCCAAAGACCCUUCCUGAACUAGAGUGGCAACUCGAGAGGAAAGGGAGACCGAGGCGUCGGGAGCCUGUGUAGGGUCUCGAUCCCAGUACCCGUAGGUACCGUGAUUCUGAUCCCCUGGCCAAAUCUUUCUUCCUCUGGACAGAGGGUCCAGUCGGGAAACCUUCCCGAAAGACGGCGGUCGAGUCGGGAAACCUUCCUGAAACGCGCGCCAGCCCCGGGCGCAGGAGGCUUGCUCGCCGCCUGCUGACUUCCCUACUUUGCACACGGAAGGGGCAGGAACCGCGAGCGUGCAACUAGCCUGGAGCUACCUGUCUGGACUCGCAGGCCCUGUGGCUGUUUCCCCACAGCUGCUACUGCCUCUCUUGCUCCUUGACACCGAGGAGGUCCCCACUAGGAUCCGAGCGUCGUGAACUCACCUGAACUUUGGAAGGUUGGCACUCGGGGGCCGCAUCCCCCUGGGAAAUGACUGAACGCGGGGUUUCCGUGGGUCCCGCCUGGGUCUAAGGACCCAGUUUCUUCUGUGGGCACGGGCAGUGGGAGGCCGGUGGAAAGGCGCAGGGGCCCAUCUACGUGUCUCACAUCUUCAGGGGCCACAUUUCUACAAUAAAAACUCACCCAAUUAGACCUA
This is a messenger RNA of Pongo pygmaeus (Bornean orangutan), 1083 nucleotides long. RefSeq names its product small integral membrane protein 32 (gene SMIM32). The record is from RefSeq and is a predicted model, not a curated record. Lineage: Eukaryota; Metazoa; Chordata; Mammalia; Primates; Hominidae. The transcript has a single exon. The coding region runs from base 21 to 332 and encodes 103 amino acids.